GCAUACCAGAUCCCGGAGAACCGGGUUGUCUUUGUAUUCCAAAGGCUUGGAGGUGAUAGCUUAGCCUUCAACUCGUUGUUCCAAUGUGUUAAGAAGCUCCUCUUGGAGGGAGAUGCUGAGCAGCCAGCCCCCGUGAGCUUGCCUGCGCCUUCAGUUUCACAAAAGGACCCUCAAUCCGACCUGCAAUCAGACAUGCAAGCAGACCUACUCACGCCCGUGAUCGAUGCCGCCCACAGAGCCGAGGACACCCAAGCACAGGCGGAGGCUGCAGCUACCAUGGCAGCUGCAACCGACCCCAAG
Molecule: messenger RNA, 300 nt
Organism: Symbiodinium necroappetens
Lineage: Eukaryota; Dinophyceae; Suessiales; Symbiodiniaceae
Source: the annotation of a GenBank genome assembly